Cannabis sativa is the source of this 2562-nucleotide messenger RNA. RefSeq names its product probable hexosyltransferase MUCI70. The coding region runs from base 341 to 1798 and encodes 485 amino acids. Lineage: Eukaryota; Viridiplantae; Streptophyta; Magnoliopsida; Rosales; Cannabaceae. The record is from RefSeq and is a predicted model, not a curated record. The transcript has 9 exons.
UUGGCUACAAAUAAAACUACUUUUAUAAUUUCCUCAACUUCGUUUUUGUUGGAACAGAGAUUCUUCUCUCUCUCCAUCUUCAAAAUCUUCCAUGGGACAUGGGAAUGCACCGAGAACGAACAUCUAAUCGACCUCUGCUGCAAGUGUUUUGUGAAGAACUUGGAGAAAAAGGACUUAAGGCUGUUUAGUUAGGCAAAAUAUGAAAUAUGAAGAGCUAUGUGAAUGAUGGUUGGAGUAUGGAAUCAUGUUUAUUUUCCGCAGACACUACUAAAAGCUAGAAUUGUGGUAGUAUCAAAACUUGCCAUGCAAGCCUGUUUUUCUCCUUACUUGCGUACCAGCAAUGAAUUGUUACUUGGAGAAAAGAGGUAUUUCCAAUGAGAAUGGCAUUCGGGGUGUUCGAAGAGGAAAAAGAUUUGGCCGGGUUACCUUUCCCAGGCACAAAUUAUCAACAUGGACUUUUUUGUUUGGAACAAUAUUUCUGCUUUAUUUUGUAGUUUUCGGCCUAAAGAUGCCCUUUCAUGAAAAAUUAGAAGAUAGUCCUUUAAUACAACAACGAACUCACCGAGACCUUUGGGCAUCUGAGGCUGGUAGACCACCACUAACACCACCGCCGCCGCCGCCGCCAACACCAUCAACACCGCCACCACCUCCACCACCACCACCACCACCACCCCCACUCCCAUCAUCACCACCGAGAGGCAAACGUCAUAGACAGCAUAUUCCUUGCGAAAUUGGAUUUGCUAAAUCAGUUGAUUAUAUUGUUGAACCCAGCCACCUCACAAACUUUACACAGUUUUCGCUAAAAUACAUUGACCGAGAAGAAAAAGCUUCUUGGAACAAUAAUUUUGAUCUGAGAUUUGGAGGACACCAAACUCUUAUUGAAAGACAACAAUCCUUCUAUGCAAAGAAUCAAACUCUUCAUUGUGGCUUUGUCAAAGGACCACCAGGGUACCCGAGCACUGGAUUUGAGAUAAAUGAAAAGGAUAAGGCCUACAUGAAGUCAUGUAAGAUUGUUGUUUCAUCGUGCAUUUUUGGCAACUCCGACUUUUUGAGGAGGCCUACUAGCAAGCAAAUAAGUGGAUAUUCCAAGAACAAUGUUUGUUUUGUUAUGUUUGUGGAUGAACAAACUUUGUCAAAAUUGUCGUUGGAAGGAAAUGUCCCUGAUGAUGGAGGAAAGAUUGGCUUAUGGAGAUUAGUUGUUGUCAGAAAUUUACCAUACAAGGACAUGCGAAGAACUGGAAAAGUUCCCAAGCUUUUGUCGCACAGACUCUUCCCUUCUGCAAGGUAUUCAAUAUGGCUCGACAGUAAGAUGCGACUUCACACUGAUCCAAUGCUUAUUCUUGAGCGCUUCUUAUGGCGAACAAAGUCAGAAUAUGCCAUUUCAAACCAUUAUGAUCGACAUUGUGUAUGGGAAGAAGUACUCCAAAAUAAGCGUUUAAAUAAGUACAAUCAUACAGCCAUAGAUGAACAGUUUAAGUUUUACCAGUCUGAUGGCCUGACAAAGUUUGACCCUUCUGACCCAAAUAAACUUCUUCCCAGUUAUGUUCCUGAAGGUUCAUUCAUAGUUCGAGCACAUACACCAAUGUCAAAUCUGUUUUCUUGCCUUUGGUUUAAUGAAGUUGAUCGAUUCACCUCUCGUGAUCAAUUAAGUUUUGCGUAUACUUACCUGAAAUUGAAGGGAAUGAAUCCUGAUAAAUCAUUCUACCUUAAUAUGUUCAAGGACUGUGAGCGCAGAACACUAGCUAAGCUGUUCCGCCACAGGGUACUGGUACUGCCAUCUCCUCGACCUGCUUCUUGAUCCAUUAUAACACUCCUUACAAUACCUGCGUUACUUAAAUGUUCUAUAAGAAAAUAAUUAGAGGAUUAAACAAAUGAAAGAAAGGAUGUACAGUAUGUUGGUAAAGAAAAGGCACAAGACAAAUGACUUCAUCUUUUCAAGAAGCUUGUGAUUGUUGGUGUCUUGACAUCAUUAUUAUAGAAAACAAUCUGUACCCAUAUGAAAAAUGUCGCACAUGUCAUUGUCGCAAACACAGAAAAGCCCCCUUGAUUUUCCACCCUGACAGAGCUUAUGUUAGAUGCAGAAAUGUAAAUUGAAUGAAGAACCAGUAAAAUAUAAAGAAAAACAGAAAGAACUCAUCUAUUGCGGAAUGAAUAUCCUGGGAUCGGAACAUCAGUUGCCACUGUAAAGAUGGUCUGGUGGAUUGCUUUGGUUGGGUAUGUAGCAUGUAACAUAGCAAGAGAGCUAUGCAGUAAAUUAUUUAUACAUUUUGAGUACAUGUUUAAUCAGCAAUUGUUGGUCUCUUCUUGAAAUCAUAAUUAUAGGACAAGAAACCAAAUCUGUUAUGCAUUAUUUUCCCAACAAUUAAGUUACUUGUGGGUUUGGUGAUUAGUUUUCAGGGAUACACCAAUUUUGGCAAACAGACCCUUUCGUAUUUUUAUGAUUCUUGAUCAGUAAUCACCAAAAAUAGGUUCAUAGUAUGUUAUAAUUUCUAAUAUUCUUAUGGACCAUGUCACUCUCUUUGAACUUGUUUAUUAUUCUUAAUAUUACAUUUUGUUGGAUAA